AUCUCAUGCCAUCUUCAGGCGCACCCUCCACACACACAGAAGGAGAGAGAGAGAGAGAGAUCUGUUCAGUAGAACAAAUUUAUGCUAUGGCGAGCUCAGAUGCAAGCACGUCGUCGGGAAGCGAGUACCAAGUGUUCCUAAGCUUUAGAAGACCCGACACUGGCGUCGGAUUCACCGACUUUCUCUUCCACAGCUUGAUCGACGCUGGAGUACAUGUCUUUCGAGACGAUGAAGAGCUCCGUGUUGGUGAAAGGAUCGAUGGAUCGCUCCAACGAGCGAUCGACAACUCCAAGAUCUACAUACCCGUCUUCUCUCGGACAUAUGCUUCGAGCCAAUGGUGCCUUCGUGAGCUCGCGCAGAUCGUGGCAAAUACUUCCAAAUCGGAAGGUAAAAAAGAGAUCCUACCCAUUUUCUUCGACGUGGAACCUGACGAUGUUAAGCUGAAAACCCUUUUGUAUCGCGAUGCCAUACUCAAUUUGGAACGCGAGAAGAAGUUGAGCAAUGAGCAAGUAGAUGCAUGGAGAGAGGCUCUCAUGGAGGUUGAUGCUAUAAAGGGGUGGGAAGUGAAGAAGUACAAAGGCUACGGUGACGUGAUUAAAUUGAUCGUUGAGGAGGUCGUGCAAAAGCUGAAGACAAAACAUAGAUCUGUGACUGAACAUUUAGUUGGAAUUGAUGAUCGAGUUGCAGCACUAACCGAAUUGUUAGACGUCGGCUCUGACGGUGUGCGGCUCAUUGGAAUUCAUGGCAUGGGGGGUAUCGGUAAAACGACUCUUGCCAAAGUUGUAUUUAACCAGCUUUCUUCUAAUUUUGGAAAGUGUUGUUGUUUCAUGGAAGACGUUCGAGCGAAGUCAUUAAGAACCGAUGGCUUAAUUGAGUUACAAAAGAAGUUAUUGUCCCAAAUCGGUCAUCCUACGGAAACAAGAAGCAUUGACGAAAUUGAUUAUGGAACAAAGAGGAUUGAAGAAGUACUUAGCAAUAAAAAAGUCCUCAUUGCACUCGAUGAUGUUGCUAACUUGGAGCAAGUAGAGAAAUUAGUUGGAAGGAGUACUUUGAAUUCAGGAUCUAGAAUAUUGAUUACAACUAGAAAUAAAGAUAUUUUGCGGAUCAAUAGACCAAACUACCAAAUCUCAGAAUAUGAAAUGGAGGUGAUGAGUAGUGAUCAUGCGCUCGAGCUUUUCAGUAGGCAUGCAUUUAAUAGUGACUCCCAAUCAGAUGAUUACAAGGAUCUUUCGGGGAAAAUCGUAGCUGCGAUCGGGAGACUUCCAUUGGCUCUUGAAGUAAUUGGUUCGUUCCUCCGUGGUAAAGGGCAAGACAUAUGGAGAGAGACAUCGGAGAAGUUAAGCAAAGCACCUCACGAUGAUGUUUUUGAAAAGUUGAAGAUCAGCUAUGAUGCCUUAAGUUACCAGCAACAACAAAUUUUCCUCGAUAUUGCAUGCUUUUUCAUUGGUGAGCCUACGACAUAUGCAAUCUACAUGUGGAAAGAUUGUGAUUUUUUCCCGGAUGCUGGAGUUGGCGUCCUCAUUAGCAUGUCAUUGGUAAAGAUCGUGGAAAAUACGUUUUGGAUGCACGAUCAACUCGGAGAUCUUGGAAGAGAAAUCGUUCAUCGUCAAAAUCCAAUAAAUCCUGAAGAGCGGAGUAGGAUAUGGAUUGACAAGGAGGUCCUCGAAGCAAUAAGAACAAAGGAGAUGAAGAACAACGUCCAAGCAUUGACUCUUGACUUACGCAAAAGUGAUAAUAAGACAAUCACAAGUGAGGAGAUAGGAAGGUUUCAACAUCUACGGUACCUCGGAUUGAGUGGGGGAACCUUUCGCGGUAACUUAGCAAUGAGCCUUACCAAUAUGAGCUGGAUUUUUUGGAGUAGUCCUCCUCGUCGGUUGUUUUUCAAGCCAACCAAUAUGCGCUUAAAUAAUGUGGUAGUUCUUGAAUUUUCACGCAAUGCCUUCAUAGAUGAUUCGAAACUACAGAGCUUAACCAAGAGGGCAAGAAAAUUGAAAGUUCUUUCUCUUGAAUAUUGCCACAACAUAAAGAGAAUGCCGGACUUCUCCGGAUGCCCGAAUUUAGAGAGGCUUAAUUUCAAUGGAUGUUCCAAUUUAAGGAAACUUGAUGGCUCUAUUGGGACGUUGAAUUCCUUGAUUGAACCGAAGAUUAGGUCGUGCUAUUCUCUUGAAGAUUUGCCCGAAGAAAUCGGGAACCUAGUGAAUCUGAAGCACUUCUCGGUCGAGGAGUGUCCAAUGAAGAAACUACCAGAUUCCAUAUGGAAGUUGAAAUCAUUAUGUGAGUUGCACUUUCACAACCACGAUACUAGAGUACGUUCGGCAAAUUCAUGGGAGAUACCUAGUGCAGUAACGCUUGAGAAUCUAGAAGUGCUUCGAAUCCAUAGUCACAAUUUAAAAGGUCGACUUCCUUCGGCAAUCGGAAAUUUGCCCUUUCUAAGAGUCUUACGCUUGUUACGCACUUGCAUCAAUGAAGUUCCAGAGACAGUUAGUAUGCUUCCUUGUCUGCAAACGCUCGAGCUAAUAGAUUGUGAUGAGAUUCAAGAGCUGCCGACGCUUCCUCCAAGUUUAAACAAUCUACGAGUGUCAUCUAAAUCAUUGCUGGUAGUCCCGCACCUCUCGAAUCCGACUAAUUUGGUUAUGUUGGACCUUGAUGGUGGCUCUUGUUGGAAACAGGGAGGUAAAAUUUGCAAUGGUGAUUUAGUGGGAAUGGGGAAGUUAUCCAAACCGAACAAGUUGAAAUUGCAACAUCUCAAUGUCCCUGCUCCGGCUGAGUUGGCUUCCCUUUCUCAGUUAAAGGAACUUUGUUUGUUUGGUUUGGACCUGCGAACGCUCACGCAACUUCCAUCGUCUCUGUUAGAGUUACAGCUGUAUAAACUCAAUUCAACCGUCUCACUCUCAUCCGGAUUAGAAAACUUGUCAAGUUUACAGCUCAUAUCGUCUCAAGUGCAAGAAAUUCAACUCAGCGGGCAUCAACUUCACAACUUAACAGAGUUGAUUUUGAGUGGCGGUUAUUAUCAUACCUUGGAGAGACUCGGGCUAUCAAACUUGAGGAAGCUCAAAAUCGUCUGGGUAUCAAAUUGCCCAAAGCUUGUUGAGAUCAAAUUUGUUGGAGCGUUUGAAUCAUUAGACGAUUUAAGUAUCCAGGAUUGUGAGUCCUUGGGAAGGUUAGGGUACGCGGGUGAAGCAGAGUCCAUUGAUGAAUUGACUAUGGAGGAAGGGAGACUAAUUCUUCUGUCGAGGGUAUUAUGUAAGUUGAGAAGGUUCGAGCUUGCUUGUUGCCCAAAGAUACUCCAAAUUCAAGUACUCGGCACGUCAGAAUUGUGGAAAGAAUUUUGGGUAAGGGGUUGUCGUUCUUUGCAAAGUGUACGGGGUUUAUCAAACUCAAAGAAGCUUGAGAAGUUACACAUCUGGAACUGCGAUGGUUUACGAGUUGUCGAGGGCCUUGACGAGUUAGAGGCUUUGAAUGACUUGUUCAUUCAGAAUCGCCCAUCAUUGGAAAGGUGGAUUGAUGUAUCAAAUACCAAAUUGCCAAAUGAUUGCCGCAUCGAGAUCCCCGACGUCAGCCACCGUAGAUCUAAGACAUAUUUCGAAGGCACCGUUCAAUCUUACAAGCGUUAUAAGGAGUCACGCUUUCCUCGGACGUGUACGUGUUUUAGAAGCCUAUAAGAGUUAGAAAUCGUCUCUCAAUCCACAAAUUCCAGAAGCUUCUCUACCACUGAUCGACGCCGGAAUCCACCAUCUCCGAUCGCAAGCAUUUACUGUCACUUGCCACCGGAGUUGCAGAUCCACAGAACCCAGAACCAUCCACACAGAACACAAGCUGGAAG
This is a messenger RNA of Rhodamnia argentea, 3823 nucleotides long. RefSeq names its product disease resistance protein L6-like. The transcript has 6 exons. Bases 6 to 3662 code for a protein of 1218 amino acids. Gene Ontology annotation, biological process: defense response; signal transduction. Gene Ontology annotation, molecular function: ADP binding. NCBI's taxonomy places the organism in Eukaryota, Viridiplantae, Streptophyta, Magnoliopsida, Myrtales, Myrtaceae. The record is from RefSeq and is a predicted model, not a curated record.